Molecule: messenger RNA, 4108 nt
Organism: Athene cunicularia (burrowing owl)
Lineage: Eukaryota; Metazoa; Chordata; Aves; Strigiformes; Strigidae
Gene: HS2ST1
Product: heparan sulfate 2-O-sulfotransferase 1
Exons: 7
Coding region: 28-993 (321 amino acids)
Cellular component (GO): membrane
Molecular function (GO): heparan sulfate 2-sulfotransferase activity
Source: RefSeq, a predicted model, not a curated record
GAAAGAAGCUGAAUAUAUGGAAAAAUAAUGAUAAAAGCUUUCAUUGAAAGGGCUAUUGCAAGACAUGAAGUCCGAGAAAUAGAACAGCGACAUACAGUAGAUGGCCCCCGACAAGAUGUGACACUGGAUGAAGAAGAUGAUGUGGUGAUUAUUUACAACAGAGUACCUAAGACUGCCAGCACAUCCUUCACAAAUAUUGCUUAUGAUCUUUGUGCAAAGAACAAAUACCAUGUUCUACAUAUCAAUACAACCAAAAAUAAUCCUGUCAUGUCUCUGCAAGAUCAGGUCCGAUUUGUGAAGAAUGUGACUUCCUGGAAGGAAAUGAAACCAGGAUUUUACCAUGGACAUAUAUCUUAUUUGGACUUUGCAAAAUUUGGUGUUAAAAAGAAACCAAUUUACAUAAAUGUCAUAAGAGAUCCUAUAGAACGACUAGUUUCUUACUAUUACUUUCUGCGCUUUGGAGAUGAUUACAGACCAGGGCUACGGAGGCGAAAACAGGGGGAUAAAAAGACCUUUGAUGAAUGUGUGGCAGCUGGAGGUUCAGACUGUGCUCCAGAGAAACUUUGGCUUCAAAUUCCAUUCUUCUGUGGCCACAGCUCUGAAUGCUGGAAUGUGGGAAGCAGAUGGGCUUUGGAACAAGCCAAAUACAAUCUGAUUAAUGAAUACUUCCUAGUGGGAGUUACUGAAGAGCUUGAAGACUUUAUCAUGUUAUUGGAGGCAGCUUUGCCCCGGUUCUUCAGGGGUGCCACAGAAUUGUACCGGACAGGAAAGAAGUCUCAUCUUAGAAAAACGACUGAGAAAAAACUUCCCACGAAAGAAACUAUUGCCAAGCUUCAACAGUCUGAAAUCUGGAAAAUGGAGAAUGAGUUCUAUGAAUUUGCACUGGAGCAAUUUCAAUUUGUCAGAGCACAUGCAGUUCGGGAAAAAGAUGGAGAAUUGUAUAUUCUGGCUCAGAACUUUUUCUAUGAAAAGAUUUACCCUAAAUCAAACUAAGAACACUAUACUGUUAGAUUUAUGGACCUAAAUCUUUGGUCACAUUCUCAUUUUAGUCCUCAGCCGUGGAAACUAGAUUGCUUGUAGACCUUGAAGACAUUUCUUUAUAGAUCUGAAAAAAAGUGGGCUGUGGAUCACCUCCAGGGCAUUGGAUACUGGCUAACUAUGUUGGUAACCUAGAAGCAAAGGCUUCAUUUCUUUUAUCUAAGUAAUACUUUCAGUGGGAGUUAAUAUCCUUUACCCGAAGAAAUCUACACUUUAAUUCGGAGCAAUUAAUACACAGCAGUUCUAGUUGAAAAUAUAAACAAACAAAAAAUGCUUCUGUUGAUGCUCUUUUUAAUUUUCAGAGCAAUUUAUUUUCAUUUAUACUUCUGUGAAGAGGAAAUCAUUUUUCCCAGCUUUCAACAUGGAAAUUUUGGUUGUAAACAAUAUGAGUAGUGUUAAUAACUGGUUGACAUCUGUGCUUUGUUUUUGUGAAUCAUGUCACAUGAUCUUAAUUGGGAUGGUUAAUCAUGUUCUGCUGAGAAAUACUGCUGCUGCUGGAAUUGCCCAUAUUUAUAUAUGUGGUUUUAUUAAAAAAUUACAACUGAUCAUUAGUGUUAAAACAUCAUUUCCACGUUAAUAUUGUAAAAAGUUAAAGAAUCAGAGCAGUGGGGUUUUUUUGUUUGUUUUUUUAUCCCCCCCACCACUGACUAAUGUUGGGAAUACUGCAGAGGAAGUUGGUAUUGUCCGCAAUUCUAGUUGAUUCUUACACAGUGGUACAAAAAUCGUAAAUUCAGUAUUAAGUUUCUCCAUGGAUUCUUUGUAAUAAUUGUAAGCUGAGGUAUUGGUGAAUCCAUAUUAUGACUCCAUUAGUGAGCUGUGGUAUGGUUAGGGUUUUCCUACUACUUCGAUACUUUUAUCUGUAGAAUAUUUUUACUAAGGUGCUUUAUAACGUGUUUUAAAGCAUUGCAUUUACAAAAGGAGUAAAAUGCUGUAAAUACUGCUUAUUUUAUGUAUUUGGACCAAAAGGUUUAAAGUAACUAGUUUAAAGUGGGGUUUUUGCACCAAUUCUGUUAUGUGUGAAGUGAAAAACAUCACAUCUACUUCCUGGUUGAGUUAACUGUUGGACAUUGCUGAAAUGCACUUCAGUGACCUCUCUGACUUCAAUAACAGAAUGUUGUCCAGGGAUUCUCUUUACAGAAAUGUAGUCUUCAUCCUUUUAUUAUGGUAAGAGGACAAGAAGAAAAACGUCAUGUGUAGUCUGGUUGAGAAAGAUGCAGUGAAUUUGAUUGACAUAAUUGUAUUUAUGUAACUGCCUUAUGUGAGUAUUGUAAAUUUGUGAGUUGCUAUUAUUAACAAUGUGAAACACCUGGUAGAUGAAGUAAAUUGAAAUUUGAGAACAGAUGUUUGGGGCCACUGCAUUAUAGCAAAUGGCAGUGGCGAACUACAAGAAUUUGUUUCCUAUUGAAUUUUCUAAAGAUCUGAGUAUUUACACAUCUUACACCUGCCUUUUCUUAAAGUGCUUUUCACAGGGUUUGAUGGGGGAACGCACUGAGGAGAUAGAGUAAGGAAUGGUGGUAAAGGUUUAAAUUCCUAAGGGAUAAUGCUGAAGGUUUAGUUUAAGAUUACCAAGUGGAGUUUCUUUAACCAGCUGCUUCUUAUAAUGAAAACAAAGGAAAUGGAAAAUGGUCUGUGAACUGGAUAUCUGCAGCCAAAAGCAACAGCCCAGUUACAAAGAGGAUAAUGAGAGACUAUCAAGUACAUCUUUCAUUUUCUUUGUUUUCUUGGAUUUUUCCCUGUGAAUUUUAAAAAUAGGUCUCUCUUUGCUCUUCCCAAAUAAUCAGGGAAGUUCCUUCUGAUAGCUUACCAUUUAUAUAACAUGAACCAUGCAUAAGUUUUCCUGUUCUAGUUCUUGUCCACUGACAUCAUUAAUAAUGCCAACACGGGAUGUGUUAGUUCACCCACGAAGACAUGUUUCCUAGCUAAAGAAAGGAAAUGAGAAGUCAUACACAAGAAGUAGCUAAUGGAGAUAUAAAAAAAUUCCAUAACAAAGCAGUAGCUUUCCUGAAAUAAAAUGGAUAUUUAUAAUCCAGGAAAGAUUAUCCUCUCAGUGAUAGUUUUAUGUUAGAUUUUAUUUUGACUAUGUUGUUCUCCUUCAGAAUAAUUUGGAUCAGUUUACUUUCUUGAGUCUCCUUCAGAAGAGCACCUCUAAGAGAGCAGAAGAAUCUACUGAGUGAAAACAUAAAAUAUUCAUCUAAGUAAUGAAAUAGGUAUGUAGACAAAUGCUUCUGUCUUGACAAGAAAACAAUAGGCAAAACUUCUAUUGAUUUCAGUAGGGUCUACAGAAACCUCCUCUAUUCUGUAAGCAAUUUUAAAAGUUGUGUUUCUGUAAGCAAUUUUAAAAGUUUUGUUUCUUUUUUUUCCUUCCAGGAUUUAGAAUUUCUUAAUUAUGAGUCUUCAGUAACAAAAAUCAUAGAACAAUGCAAUUUUUGUUUCACUUUUAAAAAAGCAAUAUAUUUUUCAUAGCUCAUAUAAGAAAACAGAUUUUAUUUAAUCAGAUAUCACUUCCUGUUAUGUGCUGUAAACUGACAGGGCUGAGACCAAGCAGAAUUUUAGGAAUAUUUUUUAAAAAUGCUAGCUACAGUUAGAGAGGUAUUAAUUCCAUAUAUACUCUGAAAAUGUUGUCUGUGGAACACAGAAGGAAUCAAGACUGUCUACUUUUAUAUCUAGUGCAACUGUUAAGUCAACUGUGAACUUUUUAGAAUCCUUUGAAUGCAGAACUAUCAAACUUGGAUUUCCUAAAAGACAGUUUAGGAAAAGGAGCUUUACAGAUUUUUAAUAACCUGCUCUAUGCAUACUCUAUUUGAAAAUGGAAACAAUCCAAGCUGUUGGUAUUAAAAAUAUUUUACAGUAUAUAAACAGAAUUUAUCUUGUGUAUUUUCCCUUAAUGACUUACAGUAAAAAGCAGCAAUACAUGGAUUUUUGUUGUUGCAGAUUGUAUGAUCCGUAAACUUACUAUGCAGCCUCCUGAACACAGAUCUUUUAACUGAAGUUACUGUAGUCUCUGCACAGGAGUGAGAUUGACAUUUUGCAGUGCUAAGUUCACUUGAAAGGUGCUGAAAUGCAUAUAUAU